AUGGAAUAAUAAAGGGCAAACUCACUGCUUUUUACUCCAAUCAAAAUGGGAGAUCUUAUUCUUCCAAAUAGGAUUGUUAUGGCAGCAUUGACUAGAAUGAGAGCAGAUAAAAAGACAGGAAUUCCAAAUGAACUUCACGCUCAAUAUUAUUCUGCAAGAGCUGAUUCAGGUUUCAUAUUAACUGAAUGUUCAGCAAUUAGACCUGAUGGGAACAGCUUCGUGGGGUCUGCUGGAAUCUAUACUGAAGAAUAAGCAUUAGGGUGGAAGAAAGUAGUUGAUGCAGUCCACGAAAAGGGUGGAAGAAUAUUCUUACAGAUUUGGCAUGCAGGCAGAGCCGCUCAUCCUGAAUAGAUUGGAGGACUUUAACCGAUUUCAUCCUCAGCAAUUGCAAUAAAUGGAUCAGCCACUUUUGUAAAAGGAAAGGCCAAUCAUCAAGUGCCAAAGGCAGCGACGAUUGAAGAUAUUCAACAGCUCUUAAGAGAUUUCAGAAAGGGAGCUGAGAAUGCUAAGAAAGCUGGGUUUGAUGGGAUUUAACUUCAUGGUGCUCACGGAUACCUAAUCGACUAAUUUUUAAGAAAUAAGGCUAAUCAGAGAACAGAUGAAUAUGGAGGUUCAAUAGAGAACAGGUGUAGAUUCCCGCUCUAAGUUAUGGAUUAGCUAAUCGAGGUAUUUGGAUCAGGUAGAGUAGGUAUUAAAGUUUCUCCAAUCUAUGAUUUUAAUGAUAAUGCUGACUCUGAUCCUUUCUCCCUUUACUCCUAUUUUAUUGAAUAACUUAACAAAAGAUAAGUAGCUUUCCUUGAGAUCAACGAGGCUAUAUCACUCGACCCUGCAUAAGAAAAAGUGAAGCAUUAGGAAAUAUUUGGCAGUAGAAAAGAGAAAUCCUUGAGAGAAAUCUUCAAGCCAUAAUUUAGCGGACUUUUUAUUACUAACUAUAAGCUGACAUUCGAGAAAAGCAAUGAGAUCCUGCAAAAAGGACAUGCUGAUCUGUGCUCAUUCGGAACUAGCUAUGUAUUUAAUGAUUAACUUGUUGAGAAAUAUAAGACAGGAUCUACUCUCAAUGGAGCGAAAUAUAUUGAGGAUAAAAGCAAAUUGUUUAGGGAGUAUUUUUAUGGAAGCACAGCUGUUGGUUACACUGAUUUGACAGUCUAUCAACCGAAAUUAUGA
Messenger RNA from Stylonychia lemnae, 1164 nucleotides. NCBI's taxonomy places the organism in Eukaryota, Ciliophora, Spirotrichea, Sporadotrichida, Oxytrichidae. The record is from the annotation of a GenBank genome assembly.